This is a messenger RNA of Melampsora larici-populina 98AG31, 967 nucleotides long. RefSeq lists its product as uncharacterized. The record is from RefSeq and is a predicted model, not a curated record. The transcript is spliced from 2 exons. The coding region runs from base 124 to 711 and encodes 195 amino acids. Lineage: Eukaryota; Fungi; Basidiomycota; Pucciniomycetes; Pucciniales; Melampsoraceae.
AUCGAGAAUAUAGUGUUGCUGGAGAAACUUGUCUCCCAUCUAGAACGCGCAUUCAAUCGGUUUUUUUACCUCGUUUUCGCCGAACCUUUUGAUCUAGGGCCGCCAGAUUAUUUUGGCCGCGACAUGGCUUGGGAUAUCGCUAAAAACAUAGACAUCAUUACUCAGCCAAGCGAUUUUUCAAUAGUCCUUUCCAGUGAAACUCUACCGGGACAGUUUGACUGUUUAUUUGUGGCUUUUUCUCAGUGGAAGAAUGGGGAUCAAACCGCUGGGUUAUUAGCCGAGGCAGCCGACCGCCGGACAGCGAGUUACAGGGCGAACAAGACAAAUAAGGUCCCGCAAUCAUGUGAAGGUGCUCAACUCACCAAGGCGCGUGCGGAGUCAGCGAAAUCAGCCACAAAGCUAGCUACUGAGCAAGCCAAAAAGGACGCAUCCCAAGCAAAGGCAGCCGAAAAAGCUGCGCGUGACCAGCGGAAACUCGAAGCAGAAGAACAGAAGAAAAGAAUGCAAGUGGGAGCGAUUGCACUGGACCACGCCAAUCCGCAAGCAUUGGAGAAGCCCCCCAGUGCCAAGUUGAAACGCGUGGCUGAGGACUUUUUGGAAGGCGGACCAUCUAGACAACUUAAAGGCAAUCCCCCAACGACAACACGUCCAAAGCACCCCACCAAUACCGCGAAGAUCGACCCGCGGCUGUGUCCGCAAGGUUCAAUUUGACCAUGUUACGCAUCCCGGCCCGCCAUACGUUUGGCACCUGUGCCGGAGGCCGCGCGGUGGCGCUCUCACCCAAACUUUCUGCAGAAUAGGUCAAAAACAUCGCCAGUGACGUAUCCGUGAUCCCGUUAAGGUUGGCCUGGUAAAUAAUUUUCCGCCCGGCUUCUGACAAUAUUAGCUGCAUGAGCUUCCGUAACUGUGUAAUCCCACUGUCUCAAUGUGUUUGACCUUUGCAAUGAAUACACACAUGUUUCUACUC